Messenger RNA from Suillus paluster, 2544 nucleotides. Its product is annotated as fungal-specific transcription factor domain-containing protein. The record is from RefSeq and is a predicted model, not a curated record. Gene Ontology annotation, biological process: DNA-templated transcription; regulation of DNA-templated transcription. The transcript is spliced from 15 exons. NCBI's taxonomy places the organism in Eukaryota, Fungi, Basidiomycota, Agaricomycetes, Boletales, Suillaceae. Bases 1 to 2544 code for a protein of 847 amino acids. Gene Ontology annotation, molecular function: DNA-binding transcription factor activity, RNA polymerase II-specific; zinc ion binding; DNA binding.
AUGUCAUCCGCAGAAGACGAAUUCAACGAGCAUGACAAUGCCCUGGCAAUGCCAGGGUCCAAGAAACGACGAGUGCAGAGAGCGUGUGAUAUAUGCAGACGCAAGAAGAGCGAUGGAAGCCAGAUGCCAGGCCACAGAUGUUCUAACUGCAUUGCGUAUAAUUUCGAUUGUACGUACGUUGAGGCUGCAAAGGUACUUACCGUUAUCAAUUUCAGUUAUGUCGAGAGCCUGGAGAAUCGCUUGGAGAAGAUGGAGAACCUUCUGCAAAAGCUCUGCCCUGAUGCAGACUUCUCUCAGGAACUUGGAGGCGGUCCUAUGGACAGGGAGACUUGGCAAAAAGGCAACAUGAAUGGCUCAACCAGCCAUGUCAUGACCCCUUAUGCUGCCACUCCCCUAGAAGACCUCGUAUCCAGUGAUGAUGACGAGAUGGUAUCCGUUCGCCUCGCUGAUCAUAUGCAGAAUAUGUCUAUCAAUCCAAUGCAAACCCGCUUCUUUGGAAAAUCGAGUGGCAUCAUGUUGGUCCAAAAAGCUAUCGACCUCAAAAAGGAGUACACCGGCGAUGACGAGAUACACCGACAGGACGUUCUCCAGCCAAAACGCCCAGAGUUUCAUGGAUGCUUCCCUUGGGAGCUGGCAGCUAAGCAUAUUGUCGAGCCGAGCUAUAGCUUUCCUCACGAAGAUCUCGCUACCUCCCUUGUCGAUCUCUAUUUCACACAUCUCAAUGUUCUAACUCCGCUGUUACACCGGCCAACCUUUGAGCGCAAGGCUGCGCAGGGGCUGCAUCGCCGAAACUCAUCAUUUGGGGCGGCUCAGCGCUUCUCUGAUGAUCCCCGCGUCCUUCUCGAUGGCGAAAACGAACAUUCGGCGGGAUGGAAGUUUUUUGAACAGGUACAGAUGGUCAGGAAGACCCUGCUUGGACCACCGUGUCUGGAGGACCUCCAAGUGUAUUGUCUAUCUGUGCUUUACCUGCAGGGAACUUCGGCCCCUCAGGCAUGUUGGACUAUUGUUGGGAUUGGCAUACGCCUUGCGCAGGAUGUUGGUGCACAUCGCCGCAAGGCUUACGGUAAUAAGCCUACCGUCGAAGAAGAGCUUUGGAAACGUGCAUUCUGGGUUCUCGUCAGCCUAGACCGAUUGAUGAGCUCUUCCUUUGACCUCGACCUACCUGUCGAAUGUGAUGACGAGUACUGGGAGCACCCGGACCCGGACCAAAUGUUCAAACAACCUGCUGACAAACCUUCUCUCGUAUCGCACUUUGUCAAUUUCCUGAAGCUUAACCACAUACUUGCAUUUGCCCUUCGCACUAUCUAUUCGAUCAACAAGCUAAAAGUCCUGCUUGGAUUCGUUGGGCAGCAAUGGGAGCAACAAAUAGUUGCAGAGCUUGAUUCUGCGCUUAAUAAAUGGAUCGACGCUGUUCCUGAUCAUCUCCGAUGGGAUCCGAACAGGGACAUUAAUGACUUUUUCUUGCAGUCGCAUUCCCUCUAUUCGAGUUACUAUCAUGUCCAGAUCCUCAUCCACCGCCCAUUCAUUCCGUCGCCCCGAAAACCAUCUCCUCUGUCAUUUCCUUCCUUGGCGAUCUGUACAAAUGCUGCUCGUUCUUGCAGCCACGUUAUGGAUGUAUAUCGACGGCGAUCUGGUCAGUCGGCGCCUUAUUCACAGAUGCCUGCGUUCACUGCAGGUAUUGUCUUGCUCCUGAACAUCUGGGGUGGAAAACGCUCCGGACUGUACACUGAUCCUACGAAAGAGAUGGCGGACGUGCACAAGUGCAUGUCCGUACUGAAGGUGUGCGAAAAACGCUGGCACACCGCUGGUCGUCUAUGGGACAUCCUGUAUGAACUGGCAUCUGUCGGUGACCUUCCGCUACCCCAGCCUAGUCCUUCUGGCGGAACGAAGCGUGAACGUGAUUCAGAUAGUCCAAUAUCUGCUCCCCCCACGACUUCACCGCCGUCAGACGUACCCCGCACCAUCGCAGGAUCGCGCCGCAUUGGACGCGAAGCAGCAGCUCAGUCUCGCUCGAAUCCGCUGAAUUCAUUUAAUCUUCCGCUCUACAGCGAUGAUCUUGGACGCCUCCCGCUCCACGGACAAGUAAACUUUGCAAACACAUCCCCGUCGCUUAGCUCAUCUACGAACAACAUGUGGUAUCCUCACGUGGGUGGGAACCCGGUGCAACCGCACGCUACACAGACAUCUAUGCAAAACGUGGUCCCGCCUCAAGAUUAUUCACAGACCGCUAUUCCUGCCUACAGUAUGGAUGAUAUGUUCUAUGAGCAGAUGAGCCAGUACUCGGCACAAUACCAGCCACAAGGGACCGCUACUACUUCGUCCUAUGAUGACGACGCUCAGGGGCUGCAGACUCUCAUGAAUGGGACACCACAGCAGAAUGUGCUUUCGCACCCUGGUGCGAGCAUUAUGGACACGGACACGAUUGCCAUGUGGUCCAAUGCUCCAACUGGUUUCGAACUUAAUGACUGGGGAACGUACAUCACGAAUGUAUCUGGGAUGGUAAACCCUGAUGGUUCUGCUUCACAUUCGAGACACGGGCCGUGA